AGAGAGAGAGAGAGCCUCGAGAAUUCAUCGCAACCUUGGGAGUGUGAACUUCUUCUCCUCCUCCUACUUCUAGUACUUCUGGCUCACUCCCAGCCCACAUGUUCUGGAGUUGAGAGCCAUUAAAUUUUCUAGGGUUUCGACAAAUUCCAGCUUGAUAACAACUAAGCAUUUCGUCUUCACUAAUUUACAUUCAACCCCCACUUCAAUCACCACCCACAUUGGCUCCUUCGGUCGCACACAGGUAUAUUGCACAGGUUUCUAUUUUCUUCUUCAGGAUUUCGUCUUUUGAAAAUGGCGGCAACUGCUGCUACUGGCCUGCAAAUUGGUGCUGCAAGGCCCUCCAUUUCAUCUACUAGCAGAAUUUUCAAGGCUUGCGCAGCAAGUGUUGGUGCUGAUUCUAAAGGGAUAUCAUGGGCUAGGCUUGCUAGUGCUUGUCAUAUAUCAUCUCUGCAACAUUUUCAGCGCAAUUUCAUGUCAUCUCCUGUAAAAUUUGAGAAGGUUGUUACAAGGGCUAUGUCUGAAUCUGGUGAAAACAAGCCUGCAUCAGGGUUACCAAUUGAUUUGAAAGGUAAAAGGGCAUUUAUUGCUGGUGUAGCUGAUGACAAUGGAUAUGGCUGGGCUAUUGCAAAAUCUCUGGCUGCUGCAGGUGCUGAAAUCCUUGUUGGCACUUGGGUUCCCGCUUUAAAUAUUUUUGAGAGCAGCUUAAGACGUGGCAAGUUUGAUGAAUCACGCGUAUUGCCUAAUGGUUCUUUGAUGGAGAUUACCAAAGUAUAUCCCCUAGAUGCAGUCUUUGACAAUCCUGAGGAUGUACCUGAAGAUAUAAAAGCAAAUAAGCGCUAUGCUGGAUCAUCCAAGUGGACUGUUCAGGAGGUUGCAGAAUCUGUGAAACAGGAUUUUGGAAGCAUUGACAUUCUUGUGCACUCACUUGCUAAUGGGCCAGAGGUCACUAAACCUCUGUUGGAGACAUCCAGGAAGGGAUAUCUUGCAGCAAUAUCUGCAUCAAGUUAUUCCUAUGUUUCUUUACUGAAACAUUUUAUUCCGAUUAUGAACCCAGGUGGGUCCUCAAUUUCCCUUACAUACAUUGCUUCUGAGAGAAUCAUUCCUGGUUAUGGUGGAGGCAUGAGUUCAGCAAAAGCAGCACUAGAGAGUGACACAAAAGUGCUUGCUUUUGAGGCGGGAAGGAAUCAUAAGAUUAGGGUCAACACAAUAUCUGCUGGUCCAUUGAGAAGCCGAGCUGCAAAAGCAAUUGGAUUCAUAGAUAUGAUGAUUGAUUACUCGUUAGAAAACGCUCCUUUGCAAAAAGAGCUAUCUGCAGAUGAGGUGGGAAACACCGCUGCCUUCCUGGUAUCGCCAUUGGCUUCUGCCAUCACUGGUGCUGUUAUAUACGUUGACAACGGUCUGAAUGCGAUGGGCGUGGGAGUGGAUAGUCCUAUAUUUAAAGACCUUGAUAUUCCAAAGAAUAAGCAUUAGAGGUAUCGGAUGGUUUACAGGAUAGAAGAGGAGAUUUGAAAUCUUAGGUUAGUGGUGGUGUUGCUGUUUUUCUCUUCUUUAACCCCCUUAUGGUCAUUACCCAAGAAUGGCUUGGCCAGCCAACCCCAUUUUGUCAUGAGAGCAUCUGUUUCUUCCAAAGGGACUUUCUUCUUGUUUCUGAUAUAAUUAUGGAAAAAGAUUUUCGAGUAUGACUUCCCAUUAUGUGCUCUUUGUUGAAUUUAAAACAAUUAAUCUCCAACUGUGAAAUCCGACGACGAAC
Camellia sinensis is the source of this 1750-nucleotide messenger RNA. RefSeq names its product enoyl-[acyl-carrier-protein] reductase [NADH], chloroplastic. Lineage: Eukaryota; Viridiplantae; Streptophyta; Magnoliopsida; Ericales; Theaceae. The record is from RefSeq and is a predicted model, not a curated record. Gene Ontology annotation, biological process: fatty acid biosynthetic process. Gene Ontology annotation, molecular function: enoyl-[acyl-carrier-protein] reductase (NADH) activity.